Molecule: messenger RNA, 2042 nt
Organism: Priapulus caudatus
Lineage: Eukaryota; Metazoa; Priapulida; Priapulimorpha; Priapulimorphida; Priapulidae
Product: U3 small nucleolar RNA-associated protein 6 homolog
Exons: 14
Coding region: 80-1870 (596 amino acids)
Biological process (GO): maturation of SSU-rRNA from tricistronic rRNA transcript (SSU-rRNA, 5.8S rRNA, LSU-rRNA)
Cellular component (GO): small-subunit processome; Pwp2p-containing subcomplex of 90S preribosome
Molecular function (GO): snoRNA binding; protein binding
Source: RefSeq, a predicted model, not a curated record
ACCACGUUCACAGUGUGCGAGAAGGCUGUUUCGUGAUUGUGUUUCAGAAACUUCUUAAUCGUUCCGCUAAGUUAAAGUCAUGGCAGAAUUUGUACAGAAGAGUUUGGAGGAGAUUCUUCCAGAGUUGGAACAAAUGAAAAGAGUUAAACUUUUUUCUCAGAAAGAAAUAAAAAAAAUCAUUAAGAAGACAAGUGACUAUGAGUAUAAGCUGAGGAGAAAAACAAAAUGCAAAGAAGAUUUUCUCAACUAUGCUCAGUAUGAGAUCACCCUGCUGUCACUCAUCAAGAAAAGACGAGCUAGACUGGGCUAUCAUUUCAAGAAAGAAGAAAUUGAUUAUCCUCUUAUCCAUCGAAUUCACCGGUUAUUCAGGUAUUGUGAGCAGCGUUUUUCUGAGGAUGUAAAGGUCUGGCUGUCGCACAUCGAGUUUUGUAAAAAAGUGAACCAACGAACAUCCGUAGGAAAUAUGUUCACACACAUGCUACAGCGCCACAGUGGAAACCCACAGUUGUGGAUCUUGGCUGCCAAAUGGGAGUUUGAAGAAGAGAAUUCCACAGAAAAAGCGCGGGAGCUGCUUCAGCGAGGAUUGCGAUUUCAUCCAACUACCAGAAAACUCUGGCUGGAGUACUACAGAAUGGAGCUGCUUGCUGCGGAGCAGGUUAGAAAACGGCGAGAGGUCUUGGGAAUUGAGGAGCUGAAAGACGCCAAUAGUUCUGACGCAGUAGAUGAUGUCAUAAUGAGAGGCCAUGUCGCACUGGUUGUCUACAGGCAAGCCAUUGAAGCAAUACCGGAUGUAAAUUUUUGUGUAUCAUUCUUACCAAUCUGUAAGCUGUUCAACUAUAUACACGGCCACGAGGAAGCUAUUGUUAAAGAUCUGCAGGAGAAGUUUACAGAUAGGGAGGAGAGUUGGGACACUCUGGCGCAACGCCACAUGCCGAAUCCUGAUCAAUCACAGAAUGAUGGUGCUGUGCCAGAGACGAUAGAGGUCGAGUGCUGGCAGACGUUUGAAGAGGCCAUUGAGCAUCUUCCUACGCAGAAAAUGUGGACAUUAUACGCGAACACCUUGUACAAGUGGCUACGCAUAGAGGGCAGCACAAGCUAUCAAAUUGAACAGCGUAUGCAACGACUUCUGGAGGUUCUUCAACGAGCAGCCGAUUCAAACCUGCUGUCCGACACCCUGUAUGCUCAAUGGCUGAAUCUACUGGAGCAGACUGGACAAAUAGGUGUUGCCCGCAAGGUGGCUAGGCAUGCGGUCAAAAUGUAUCCAUUGUCCAUCGCUCUCUGGAAGCACAGGUUGGCCCUACACAUACACUGCCUAGAUGACCCGACUGAUGUACGAACACUUCUGGAUAGCGCGCUCUCUGCAGUUGCGGAAAGGGAGUCAUUUCCACUUUGGAUGUUGGGUGUGGAGUGGUGCCUUGCAGUUCAACCAAACGAGACCGAGGAUCUACUAAAGGCUGGUGUGGGGAAGUGCAGAGAGGUGUGCGUGCCAUUGAAAGAGUAUUACCUAGAGUGGGCCGCCAUGACAGGUGGUGUGAGCAAAGCCAGGGAAGUCUAUAGCACGCAGUCGAAACUGCGACCACUGUCGGUUGGUUUCUUCACAAAGUAUGCAGCUAUAGAGAAUGCUGUGCCUCACUCAUCUAUAAAGAGACUGCGUAAAGUCCACGAAGAUGCUGUUCGCGAGUUUGGUGAUCGAGAUAUUGAUGUUUGGCUAGAGUAUGUGAAGCUAGAAGGGACUCACGCUCACGGCAAUCCAUCCAACUCCAGCAAGAUGUACUGGCGGGCCAAGAAGGCGCUCGAUGGGAAACAGCUUGACGAUUUCAUCACUGCCUAUUCGUUGUUGAACAUGGGACAUGACGUGCAGUCGUCCUAGUGAUGCACCACGUGAAUAACAGAAGCAGUGGUUGUCACAACAAACUCAUAUAUUAUACGUCAGUAGUAUUUGAUAGCAUCUACUUAGGAUGGCAUCAUUGUUAGUGUAAUUGUGUAUUUGUUGUGUAUGUGUAGGUUUGUGUAGUAAAAUUUGCAAAAUACUAUUUCAUUAA